AGUUGGGUAAUCGUGGGCCUCUGAUGUUAGUGUUUUAAACUCUCAUUUCGCUAUAUAUAAUAUACUCGUUCGUAGCACCGCUUCACAUGAGUGAGCUCUGCAGCUUGCUAAUUUUCUUCUUCGAUCUUUUUCUUCUGUGGCCGUCGUUGUUGCUUUGGCUUCUUUGUUUGAGCUAACAGUGAUGGCUCUCUCGGGCUGUCUUGCUUUUUUCUUGUGCACUUUCCUUGCGAGUGGUUUGGUGUUUGCUGAUGUUGGAGGGGUUGAGGAUGACAAGCACUUGAUUCACCGUCCGCAUUUGUACAAGACGGCAGGCCUAGGUCUAGGUCGUGGGAUUUUUAGGAAAGGGUUUCGACAUGGAAGGUUUGGAAGAGGUGGUCUUGGUGGUGGCGGUGGCCUUGGUGGCGGUGGCGGUGGCGGCUUAGGUGGUGGAGGUGGGCUUGGUGGUGGUGGUGGUCUAGGUGGAGGCGCCGGUGGUGGCUUUGGAGGAGGUGCUGGUGGGGGCAUUGGUGGAGGAGGGGGUCUAGGUGGUGGUGGUGGUCUAGGUGGAGGAGCUGGGGGUGGUUUAGGUGGUGGCAGUGGUGCUGGUGGUGGCUUUGGUGGUGGUUCUGGUGGAGGCCUUGGUGGAGGAGCUGGUGGUGGUGGGGGUCUAGGUGGUGGAGGUGGACUUGGAGGUGGUGGGGGAGCUGGUGGAGGGUUUGGGGCUGGUGGGGGUGGCGGGCUUGGUGGAGGUGGUGGGCUUGGUGGAGGGAGAGGUGGAGGCUUAGGUGGAGGUGCUGGUGGUGGUGCAGGUGGGGGAUUUGGUGGUGGUGCAGGUGGUGGUGGAGGUCUUGGUGGUGGUGCAGGGGGUGGUGGAGGUCUUGGUGGUGGUGCAGGGGGUGGUGGAGGCCUUGGUGGUGGUGCAGGUUCUGGGGGAGGGUUUGGAGCAGGCGGAGGGUUUGGCAAAGGUGGAGGUGUUGGUGGUGGACUUGGUGGCGGUGGAGGUGGUGGAUUUGGUGGAGGUGGUGGCUUUGGGGCUGGUGCUGGUGCUGGUGGUGGUUUUGGUAGUGGGGGUGGUGCUGGGUUUGGAGGUGGACACUAGAGUACGUACGUUCUAGUUGUUUGGAAGAACACUGAUCUGCAGCUAGCAACCAUGCACAGCAGUUGUUCUUCAUGACUUGUUUAGGUGGUAGGAGUGAUAUAUAAUGUGCUCAUUAAUCAUAAAUGGUGUUGUGUUGGUCUUUCUUCUAUUUUAGUCGAGAGAAAAUUUAACUCCGAGCAAUAUUGUUGAUCGAAACUUUCGAUCGAAGGCAAAGAUGCAGCUUCUAUAUAUAAAAUAUAAAUCAAAGAUAUAUCUCUGUAUCAGCAUCUGCAGUUGCAGCUUCGAUCAUCCUGUUGCAAGCAUAUUAUUAUAAACCUGUAAUUUCUCCCUUCGGGUGAAUAAAGUAAUUCCAGGUCUCGCUAGCUAGCAGCUUGUUGGUGCCAAGAGACAUGAUUUCAUUUCUUUUUCA
This is a messenger RNA of Carya illinoinensis, 1487 nucleotides long. Its product is annotated as glycine-rich protein 23-like. The transcript has a single exon. Lineage: Eukaryota; Viridiplantae; Streptophyta; Magnoliopsida; Fagales; Juglandaceae. The coding region runs from base 182 to 1078 and encodes 298 amino acids. The record is from RefSeq and is a predicted model, not a curated record.